Drosophila subobscura is the source of this 3122-nucleotide messenger RNA. Its product is annotated as zinc finger protein 431. Gene Ontology annotation, biological process: negative regulation of transcription by RNA polymerase II. Bases 76 to 2985 code for a protein of 969 amino acids. Gene Ontology annotation, molecular function: RNA polymerase II cis-regulatory region sequence-specific DNA binding; chromatin insulator sequence binding; zinc ion binding. The record is from RefSeq and is a predicted model, not a curated record. Gene Ontology annotation, cellular component: chromosome; nucleus. NCBI's taxonomy places the organism in Eukaryota, Metazoa, Arthropoda, Insecta, Diptera, Drosophilidae. The transcript has 6 exons.
AACACUGCCACUACAGCUGCUGAUAAAAAAUUGUGUGUUUGUUGAUGAAACUUUAUCAAAUCCAUGUUUUAAACUAUGACCCGGACCUGCAGAAUCUGUGGAGAUACAAAUGGGCGUUACAGGAUCGAGACGACGGUGGAGAAGUAUGCCGAGAAGUCCUUCAAUCAGCUGUUGCUGGAGCUAACCAAAAUUGAGUUGACCAUGGUCCAGGCCGAGAAGUUGCCCCACUGGCUGUGCUCCAGUUGCUCCCAGAAGCUAGAGAGUGCCUAUGAAUUUGUACUGCUAGCGAAGCAGACGCACAAGCAGUGGCUGCAAAAACUUCAGGAUACGGGGGAGAUAAUGGGCACUGGGUCCUUGGAGUGCCUGCGGGAGACCCCCAUACACCUAUUUGAGAUCGAGGGGGUUACCAUCAAAACGGAAGCGCUAGAGUCAACGGCUGCAGAUAACGGGAAAACCUCCUGCGAUCCUCUAGUCCGCACACGCAUUAAAAAGCGUACAAUCUUUCACUUCAGCGACACGGAGGAUGACCAGGAUGAUGUGCCGCUAAGGCAACGCAGGGCGAGAAGUCAAGCGAAACGCUCAUCAGCAAAGCAGCACAAAUGCAAUCUGUGCGGCAAAUCCUACAUUUAUAUCACAAAUCUAUAUCGCCACAAGAAAAGGGAUCACGGCUAUCCAGGACAUUCGAAGAGUGAGAGCUCCGAGUCCGCCCAUGACAACAAACAAAAGAGCGCCGUGGCACCGCAAGACAGUUCCAACUUGGAAAAAAACGAAGAUGACAAUGAUGAGGAUGAUGACAACUACUACAAGUGCGAUCAGUGCGAUAAAUCCUACAAGUACAUAAUGAUGCUAGUCAAGCACAAACAGAAUGCCCAUGAAGCUAACCAAUAUCAACUGCCAAUCAAAUCUGUGACCAAGCGAAAAAACAGAAGAGACGUGGGCGAAGCGGCAAGCCCAGCUUCUUCUGGGAAAUCCACACAACGCAGCAGAAUCAGCAACGAUAGCCUAGUCCACAGCCUCAUCAAAUCAGUGGAGCUUUCCGAUGAGGAUGCAAACAGCGGCAACGAUAACUACUACAAGUGUGAUCAGUGCCACAAGUCGUACAAAUACAUUAUUAACCUCAUCAAGCACAAGCACAAGGAACACACGGAAGCCGACAACAACUCAGACGCCGAGGAUAAUCCACAAUUGGCCUCCACAUCUGCCUGCGCCGCUCCAUAUGCUAGCGCCUCCGCAGCUGCAGGCUCUUCCGCCAAAGCAUCGCGAAUCAAUCGUCGCGUUCAGGGCUUCGACCCGCAUCGCUGCGAGCCGAAUGGCGCGAAGGAAAUUCAGUGCAUGAUCUGCCUGCGAAAGUUCACUAAAUUGCGAGAGCUGAGAGAACACCUGAGGGCGCAUCCCACGGACUUUAAUUUUCAGGAGCACGGUGAGCCCAUUGAACGCAUUGCCGAGGGCUUCUUCAAGACGGCUGUUGAGUCCACUGUGGAGGGUCUGAAGGACAGAAUUCUGCGUAAUCUCAAGAUGGGUGUCUUCGGACGCUUCUAUUCCAUUACCAACGAGGCGCGCUACGAGAUGAAUUUGGACAGCUCGGACACGGAUAGCGAUGGCGAUGCAGAUGUUGUACUACGACGAAGCUAUGCCUGUGAGCUAUGCGACGCACCAGAGGCCCGGUGGCCGCGCAAGUAUCAGCUGCACGAGCAUCACAGGCAGCAGCACACUUGGGAAGAAGCUCCGCAUGUGUGCCAGCGCUGCGACGCGCGUUUCCUCAGUCUCCAGCUGCUGGAGCAUCAUACCCUUCAGCUGUGCCAUAACACACUGAAGCGAUUCAUGUGCGACAAGUGCCCGCAGCGCUUCUUCUGGCGUAGAAAUCUGCGUGCCCAUCUGGUCGAGCACAAGAGCAAGCAAGACAACUAUCCGUGCGACCAGUGCCAGCGUAGUUUUCAGCAUAAAAGCGCCGUGACCAAGCACAAGUUGAUGAUGCAUCGCGAUGAAAAGAAUCAGCUUAUUCCCUGCCGCUGGUGCUCACGGACAUUCUACCGUUCCGGCCUCCUGUACAAGCAUGUCGAGCGCCAUGGCUUCACCGGCGACGACAUGCCACUGGCAGAGACUUUGCUGGCCGAUGCAGCCAAGCCAUCGGGUCCAAAGACUGUCCAGUGCAAGCUCUGUGAUCUGCAGUUCGUAAGCGUAGCAGAUCUACGUCGGCACAAUGCAAUGCUGGGCCACAGUGACCGGAUAACCGACUACAUGAUCAGCACUGAGACCGGCUUCGAGCUGCUGCUGGAGGAUACAGAUGACAGCGAUGACGACACUACGGGUGGCAGGUCCUACUCCUGCGAUCUCUGUCAGAUGACGUUCCGUCGCCGAAGAGAGAUGAGCGAGCAUCAGUAUUCCCUGCACACAUUUGACAAGCUGCCGUAUGGCUGCGAACAUUGCAUUUACAAGACCGUGGAUAAGCUCAUGCUGGAGCAUCAUCUGCGCACACAAUGCCUGAACACCACGAAGCCGUUCAGCUGCUCCCGCUGCAGAUACAAGUUCAUGUGGAAGGAGAACCUGGAUCAGCAUUUUGCCACGCAGCAUUCCAAGCAGCCACCCGCCCAGGAGCAGUCGUCUAUGCCCUUGAGGAGAAGGCGACGCUUCAGGUAUCAAUGCCCUCAGUGCUGGCGUUCGUUUGUGGUGCAGGCCAGCCUUGAUAAGCAUAUAAGGGACAUGCAUGUGGCCAAGAAGAAUCCGCGCAAGAAAUAUCUGUGCUCCCUGUGUGGCCUGGAGGCGCUGACGCCCAACAAGCUCAACAUUCAUAUGCGUCGCCACAACGGGGAAAAGCCCUUCAAAUGCGAUCUCUGCGACAUGCGCUUCACAGUCCACUACGAGCUAAAGGUACAUCGGAGGAAGCACACCGGCGAGCGACCCUACCAGUGCACCUUUUGUGACAAGCAUUUUGCCCGACCCGACAAGCUGAGACGCCAUGUCUACAUGCACAGUGCUCGUCGCUAGACUUAAGCAUAUUCCGCUUCAAUAGAGAUCCAAAGAUGUCUCGCUCUUUAUAUCUCUGUCCAUUUGCGCAUAUGCAAAAUGCAGCAUUGCGUCAUGGGAUGAUCGAGAGUACCACACAGAGAGAGAGAGAGAGAGAG